ACUGAGGAUUCCAUUGUGCGGGGAUGAGUAGGGUGUCCGGUGGCGGCGGCCGCCAUUUUGUUCGCCUCCCCGUCCCCGACUGCGGAAGCGGGAGCUGCUGCCCGUAAGAGACCAUGGAGAAGAAAUUCAAGAUGUGAAUAUCGCUGCCUGUUGACACGCACGUAUCCGCCCAAGGGCCUGUCUGGAAGAAGCUCCUAAUCCCCUUUUCCCUUGAGAUCCUUUCUUGAGAUAAUUCACAAUCCGGAUUCCUAGAGAGGUGUUGAGGAAGAAGAGAUGUAAUCUGUCAAAUUCCUAGACAAGCCUAGGCUCACAGAUACUGGUGCCAUGGAAAGAACCACCAUCUUUAAGUUGUGACGCACUUCCUGUGGGAACCAGUGUACCAUUCCUAAGGCUAAUCAAGUGGAAGAAAGACUUGGCUUUGAAGCCUUAGGUUGGGUCCAGCUUCUUCACUUGUACCCUUUCACAAUUGGAUUUAACAAAGAGAAGUGACACAGGAUCGGCACACAGGGAGGGAGUCUGCAUGAAGACAUGGCGGGUUCUUGUUGCGUCACCAGCUGCAAUAACCGCCGUUCCCGGGGCAGUAAUGUCACAUUUCACAGGUUCCCUCUGAUUAAGGAAGAGUUGCUACAGGAGUGGCUUUCAAAUAUUGGACGAGAGGACUUUUCUCCUUCCUACAACGAUGUCAUAUGUUCAGACCACUUCAGAGAGUCAGAUUUUUGGGGAGGCGUGGUUUCCGGGCGAAAGAACCUAAAGCCGGGAGCGGUUCCCACUGUAUUCCGUGUCCCCGGCCAACAGAAGAAGCUUGCUAAAAAGAGAAUCCCUAGGAAGAGACGGCUCCUUGUCCGUCACAAGUCUCCCGAUCCUGAACCAAGCAUUGCAUUGGAGAUCACUGAUAGUGAUGUAGAAGCAUCAUCUUCCAAGAGCGGCAUUAUAAUCCUGGAACAUUCCUACUCUGCUCCAGCAAGCCCAGCCACUUCAGCCCUGGAACUCUGGAAGGUGUCUUCACAAGAAAAAGCCCCAACAGACCCGGAAGCAGUGAAAGGCCCCCAUCUCCUCCAGGUUAGGCCUCGGAGAGAAUGCAGGGAAAGAACGAAGCAGGCCGUCCCGGAAGAGCCCCUCGUCAACUUGGAUGUACAGUGCCAACGUUUUCGAAAAUUCUGCUACCAGGAGGCCAAGGGGCCCCGAGAGGUUUGCAGCCGGCUUUGGGACCUUUGCCACCAGUGGCUCAAACCCAGCCGAUAUACCAAGUUGCAGAUGCUAGAGCUGGUAAUCCUGGAGCAGUUCCUGGCUAUCUUGCCCCCGGAGAUGCAGGACUACGUCAGGGAGGAGGGACCAAACAACUGUGACCAUGCGGUGACCCUGGCAGAGGAUUUCCUUCAGUGUCAGCAAGAGGAAGAGCUGCAGAGGCCAUUGGCAGAGGUGGUGGCUAACAUCUUGGAAGUAGCGGAGGUUCCAUCAGACACCCAGCCUAUUCUACGGUGCAGGGAGAUCACCACCACCAAGGCGGGCAGCAAUGCCGUCUUGCAGGUCGACGAUGUGUGGGAGGACAACGCGGCAGAGCCAUGUGGAGUCUUGCCGGAAGGAAGCAAAGGGGACGAAGCAGGAGAGAACUCUGGGAAUCUGGAUGGAACAAAGAUGCAGGCGGGAAAUGAAGCAGCGGAGAGGCAGAUGGAACUGCCAGCAGAGAACAACCAAGUCCAGGAGAACGAAGAUGAGAACUGUCAGCUGGAAGAGGUGGGUGCUGGAAUAUCACUGGGACAGUCUGAAAUGGAAGAAAACCCUGAAAGUUCUCAGGAAGUGGGAAGACCCCAGGAAAACGAUCCAAAGGCAAAUGAAGAGCAAACCACUGACUGUGUGAACACUAACUCCUGUACAGAUCUGAAAACGCCUGCUAGUGAAAAGCCAUACAAAUGCAGCUAUUGUGGGGAAUGUUUCCAUGAGGAGGCCUUCCUCAUAAAUCACAGGAGAAUGCAUCCGGGGAAGAAUCUGCACAAAUGCUCCGAGUGUGGGAAAAGCUUCUCCCGCAAACAGUCCCUUUUUCUACAUGAGAGAACUCAUACUGGAGCGAAGCCAUACAGCUGCUCCGAAUGUGGGAAAAGCUUCAAUAAGAAACUGCAUCUCCUUAUCCACCAGAGAUCUCAUAAUGGAGAGAAGCCGUAUGGGUGCAACAAAUGUGGGAAAAGCUUCAGUCAUAAAUCGCACCUCAUUGAACACUGGAGAUCACACACUGGAGGAAAGCGAUAUGGGUGCACCACCUGUGGGAAAAGGUUCAACAAGAAAUCCUGCCUGAUUGUCCACGAGAGAUCCCACACAGGAGAGAGACCCUAUCGCUGCCCAGACUGUGGGAAAUCCUUUGAUCAGGAAGCAUCCCUCAUCUCGCAUCAGACGACCCACACCGGAGAUAAACCAUAUGUGUGCCCUGAGUGUGGGAAAAGCUAUCGGUUGAAAAACUCCCUCGCUGUCCACCAGAAAACUCACGCAGGAGAGACAUACGUGUGUCCCGUGUGUGGGAAAAGUUUCAAUCAGAAAAUGUGUCUUACAAUACACAAGCGAAUCCACACAGCAGCAAAAAUGUACAAAUGUUCGGAUUGUGACCAGAGCUUCACUCUUGAGAAAUACCUUAAGGCCCACAGGGUAAGAGCUCAUUCGCGAGAGAGGCCACACGCAUGUCCGCACUGCAGCAAAACCUUCAUUUUUAAAUAUUCUCUUCUGGAGCAUCAGAGAAUGCACACAGAAGAGAGACCCUAUGAAUGCUCCGAGUGUGGCAAGCGCUACAAUGGGAAGGCGGCCCUCGUCGUACACAAAAAUACCCACACGGGAGAGAAACCCUAUCUCUGCCCUGACUGUGGCAAAUGCUUUGCUACCAAAUGCUCCUUGACCACACAUGAGAAACGUCAUGCAGGACAGAAGCCCCAUAAAUGCUCGCACUGUGGCAAGGAGUUCCAUUGGAAACAUCGCCUUCUCUUGCAUGAGAGAAUCCACACCGGAGAGAGGCCCUACGAAUGCUCCGAGUGCGGGAAAAACUUCCGGUACAGGCACAACUUUAUUGCCCACAGAAGGGCCACACAUGAGAGAAUCCAUACAGGAGAGAAUGUCUACGUAUGCACUGAGUGUGGCAAAAGCUUCCGUUGGAGACGGAGCUUUAUUUUGCACCUGAGAGCCCACACAGGGGAGAAGCCCUAUAAAUGCACCGAGUGUGGGAAAAGCUUCAUGCGGAGGCCCUCCCUGAUCAUCCACAAGAGAACCCACACGGGAGAGAAGCCUUAUCAAUGCUCCGAGUGUGGAAAGAGCUUCAUUCAGAAGCCAGCCCUCGAAAAGCACAAGAGAGUCCACACAGGAGAGAAAAGAUAUCUAUGCACUGAGUGUGGGCGAAGUUUCUCGAAUCAAAGCAACCUGAUUCGGCACACGCGGAUUCACACAGGAGAGAAACCGUAUGCCUGCUCGACUUGUGGGAAAAGAUUUAUUCAGAAAGUAACCCUUGUUGAACAUGAGGCGAGUCAUAGCAGAGAGAAGCCAUUUGUAUGUCCUGAGUGCGGAAAAAGAUUGAAACGGAAAAGACAUCUCCGCGCGCAUAUGAGAAUGCACAGGGGAGAGAAACCUCCGGAAGGCCCCAAGAAAAGCAUGGAGGGCAAAGAGAAAUCCCACGUAUGCUUGGAUUGUGGCAAAAGCUUUCAUUCAAAUUGUCACCUUAUUGUUCACCGGAGAACCCACACGGGAGAGAAGCCCUUUAAGUGCCCACAGUGUGGGAAAAGCUUCAGUCAGCAAGCAUCCCUCAAUACGCACCAGAGAGUCCACACUGGAGAGAAAGCAUUUUUGUGUACUGAGUGUGGGAAAAGCUUCCAUAAUAAAAGCAACCUGGCCAGGCACAAGAGAAUCCACACGGGUGAGAAACCGUUUGAGUGCUCCGAGUGUGGGAAAAGCUUUAAUCAGAAAGUUUCCCUGAUAGCUCACAAGGCCACCCACAGCAGAGAGAACCCAUACAUGUGCACGGAUUGCGGGAAAAGCUUCAAACUGAAAGUGUCCCUCCGUCUACACCAGAAAACCCAUACGGGAGAGAAACCAUACGAAUGCUCCCAGUGCCAGAAAACGUUCAACAGGCGUGCCCAGCUUACAAGGCAUGAAGCAACGCACACAGUUACAGCUUUUGUUGCCGAGGUUGCUGAAGUCACUGAAAUCACAGAGCCCUGUGUGGAAGAAAUAAGCACCACUGUGAUGAAUGUGGAUGGCAACUUAUUUAUUUUGGAGCUGUCGAGUAGACCUGAAUCAGUCGUAUUGGAGAAUACAUGGAGAAGUGACAUAGACUCAGCACAUGGGGUCAGUCACGGAAGGAAUCCACAGGCAAAUAUGGCGGGGGCUUGCUCUGUCAUCAACUGCAACAACCGCCGUUUGCGUGGCAGUAACAUCACAUUCCACAGGUUUCCUUUGAUGAAGGAAGAGCUGUUAAAGAAGUGGCUUUUGAACAUUGGUCGAGAGGACUUUUCUCCCUCUUAUAAUGAUGUCGUAUGUUCGGAGCACUUCAGGGAGACAGAUUUUUGGGGAAAUGUGGUUUCUGGGCGAAAGGAUCUCAAGCCUGGAGCAAUUCCAACUAUAUUUCACGUACGACAUUGGCAGAAAAAGAUUGCUCGAAAGAAGCAGCCCCUUGCCCAUCAGAAGUCACCUGAUUCUGAAUCAAACAGUCCAGUGGAGGCUGAUGAGAGCGACACAGAAGCGUCCUCCUCCAAGAGUGACAUUGUAGUACUGGAUCACCCCUACUCAGCUCCAGAGAGCCCAGGACAGAUGUCAUAUGGAUGCUGCACAUGUGGGAAAAGCUUUGAUAAGAAAUCGCACCUUAUUGUACAUGAGAAAUCUCACUCAGAAGAGAAACCCUAUCAGUGCACAGACUGUGGGAAGACCUUUGGUCAGGAAGCAUCCCUCAUUAUGCAUCAAAGGACCCAUACAGGGGAGAAACCACACGAAUGCCCUGACUGUGGGAAAACCUACCAAUGGAAAACAUCCCUUACAGCACACCAGAAGACCCACGUGGGAGCAGCAUAUGUAUGCCCUGUGUGUGAGAAAAGCUUCAGUCAGAAAUCACGACUUACUAAGCACUUGAGAAUUCACCAAGCAGAGAAACCAUACAAAUGCGCCGACUGUCCCCAGAGCUUCGCUCUUGAAAAAUACCUUGCAGCUCACAGGAUGAGUGCUCACAUGAAAGAGACAUCUCAGAGGGUUCCUCUUAUCAAAGAAGACCUGUUACAGAAGUGGCUUUCGAACAUUGGACAAGAGGACUUCCCUCCAUCGUAUGAUGCCACAAGUUCAGAACACUUCAGAGAGUCACAUUUAGGGGAAGAUGUGGUUUCUGGACAAAAGGAUCUUAAUCCUGGAGCAGUUCCAACUAUAUUCAAUGUUCCAAGAGAAGAGAAAAGGAGUGCUAAAAAGAGCAUCCUUGUGCAUCACAAGUCACCUGAUCCAAACAGUCCAUUGGAGGUUGAUGAGAGUGACGCAGAAGUGUCCUCCUCCAAGAGUGAUGUUGUCAUAUUGGAGCAUUGCUACUCUGCCCCAGAGAGCCCAUCCUCUACAGCCCUGGAUCUUCGGAUAGGGCCGACACAGGAGCAAGACCCAGCAGACACUGAAGCAGGAGAAGACCCCUGUCCCCUCCAGGCUAGGCCUCUGAGGGAAUGCAGGGAAAGAAAGAGGCAGACCAUCCCGGAGAAGCCUGUCGUCAAUUUGGACACACAGCGCCAGGAUUUCCGGAACUUUCCCUACCAGGAGGCUGAGGGGCCCAGGGAACUCUGCAGCCGGCUCUGGGACCUUUGCCACCAGUGGCUGAUGCCAGGGAAGCACACCAAGUUGCAGAUGUUAGACCUGGUGAUCCUAGAGCAGUUUCUGACCAUCCUGCCCCCAGAUAUGCAGGAAUACGUCAGGGAGGAAGGGCCGAGCAACUGUGACCAUGCAGUGGCCCUGGCAGAAGACUUCCUACAGAGGUGGCAAAGGGAAGAGGUCCAGAAGCCGUUAGCAAAGGUGGCAGCAAACAUCUCCAAGGCAGAGAAGUCUCCAUCAGACACCCGGCCACGACUCAGGAGGAUCCCCAAGAAGGUAGACCUAAAUGCUGCCUCGCAGGCUGGUGAUGUGCAGGAGAAGAAUAACAAAGAGAAGCCAUGUGAGGUGUUGAUGGAAGGAAGCAGGCUGGAAGAGGCAGAAGAUAACUCUGGGAAUAUGGACAGAACAAAAAUGCAAGAGAAAAAUGAAGGUGUUGAGAAGGAGAGGAAAAAACCAGCAGCAGGCAGUGACCCAAUCCUGAAGAAUGGAGAUAAGAGCUGCUGGCUAGAAAGACCUGAGGAAGUGGACAUCAGCAGAUUGUCACUAAACAAGGUCAAAGGGCAUUGUUUCCAGGAUCCUGAUAUGGAAGACAGACUUGAAAGUCCACAGGAAACAGGAAGUCAUCAAGAAAACUCUCUGAAGGAAACUACUGACUGUGAGAAUAGUCUUCUCCAAAGCAUUGACCUUCAUACAGAUCAGCAAAUGUGCACUGGAGAAAAACUAUUUGCAUGCACCACUUGUGGGGAACACUUCAGUGAAAAGGCAUGCCUCAUUACACAUGAGAGAGUUCAUGUGACAGACAGACCAUUCAAAUGCUCCAAGUGUGAGGAAAGCUUUCCCUGCACACAGUCUCUUCUUCUACACACAAAAACCCAUACAGGAGAGAUGCCAUACAGAUGUUCCACUUGCAGGGAAAGCUUUGAUAAAAAAACGCACCUUAUUGUACAUGAGAAAUCUCACAGUGGGGAGAAACCUUAUCAGUGCGCAGACUGUGGGAAGACCUUUGGUCAGGAAGCGUCCCUCUUUAUUCAUCAAAGGACCCAUACUGGGGAGAAACCACACAAAUGCCUUGACUGUGGGAAAAGCUAUCAGUGGAAAACGUCCCUCACUGCACACCAGAAGACCCACACAGCAGCUAUGUACUUGUGCCCCGUGUGUGAGAAAAGCUUCAGUCAGAAAUCACGCCUUACUAAGCACAUCAGAAUUCAUACAGCAGAGAAACCAUACAAAUGCUCAGAUUGUGACCAGAGCUUCACCCUUGAAAAAUACCUUAAGGCCCACAGGAUAAGAGCUCAUUCGAGAGAGAGGCCACAUUCAUGUCCAUAUUGCAGCAAAACUUUCAUUUUUAAAUAUUCGCUGCUGGAGCAUCAGAGAAUGCACACAGGAGAGAGACCUUAUGAAUGCUCCGAGUGCGGCAAGCGCUUUAAUGGGAAGGCCGCCCUUGUCGUACACAAAAAUACCCACACAGGAGAGAAACCCUAUCUGUGCCCUGAGUGUGGCAAGCGCUUCACUACCAAACAUUCUCUGACUCUACAUGAGAGAAUCCAUACUGGAGAGAAACCCCACAAAUGCUCCCAUUGUGGCAAAGCCUUCUAUUGGAAACGUUACCUGAUUUCGCACGAGAGGACCCACACAGGGGAAAGACCCUAUGAAUGCCUCGAGUGUGGGAAGCGUUUCCGCCACAAACAGAACUUCAUUGCGCACAAAAGAGUCACACAUGAAAAAAUCCAUACAGGAGAGAAACCCUAUAAAUGCUCAUAUUGUGGCAAAAGUUUCCAUUGGAGACGCAACUUUAUUUUACAUCAGAGAACCCAUACAGGAGAGAAACCCUACCAGUGCCAGGUGUGUGGGAAAAGUUUCAUGCAGAGAGCAUCGCUUAUUGUUCACAACAGAACUCAUACAGGAGAGAGGCCAUUUCAGUGCUCUGAGUGUGGGAAAAGCUUCAAUCAAAAGCCAGCUCUUAAUAAACACCAAAGAAUCCACACAGGGGAGAAUACUGUGUAUUUAUGUACUGAGUGUGGAAGAAGUUUCUCAAAUAAAAGUAACCUGAUUCGGCAUACGAGAAUCCACACAGGGGAGAAACCAUAUGCCUGCCCCACAUGUGGGAAGAGUUUUAAUCAGAAAGUAACCCUUAUUGAACACAAGGCAACCCAUAGCAAAGAGAAGCCGUACAUGUGCCCUGACUGUGGGAAAAACUUCAAGCGGAAAAGAUGCUUCCUUAUGCAUGUGAAAAGACACAAAAAUGAGACAUUGGAUGAAUGUCCUGAGAAGAGCAUUAACAGUGAAGAGUCCUCUACUGCACCCAAAAACACCCCUACAGGAGAAAAACACCAAACAAGAGAGAAAUCCCAUAUAUGUUCAGAUUGUGGCAAAGGCUUUCAUUCAAAUUGUCACCUUAUUGUUCACCGGAGAACUCACACAGGAGAGAAGCCCUAUCAGUGCCCAGAGUGUGGGAAAAGCUUCAGUCAACAGGCAUCCGUCAAUAUGCACCAGAGAGUCCACACCGGAGAGAAAGCAUUCUCAUGUACUGAAUGUGGGAAAAGCUUCCAUAAUAAAAGUAACCUAGCCAGGCAUAAGAGAAUCCAUACGGGAGAGAAACCAUUUGUGUGCCCUGAGUGUGGGAAAAGCUUUAAUCAGAAAGUCUCCCUGGUGGCACACAAGGCCACCCACAGCAGAGAGGAUCCUUAUGUGUGCACAGAUUGUGGAGAAAGCUUCAGACUGAAGGCGCCCCUCCUUCUGCAUAGGAGAAUUCAUGCAGGAGAGACAUUGCACAAAUGUCCCCUUUGCCAGAAAACUUACCGUAGCCGCUCCCAACUUACAAGACAUGAAAGACUACACAUAGUUACCAAUCCACACAUGAACCUGUCCCUUGAUCCCAUGACUGCUAAGUUCUCUCAAGAGUCUUUGAUGAGGAACAUUGUUGAAAGCUUUUUGAAAGCCCAAGUAUUCGAUGUCAACUGGAUCCACAUGCCUGUUGACACUCCCAAAGAACUCCAAAAGGUUGGUGAGUUUCAGGAUUUAUUGCUGAACCUGUUGAAACUUCUGUGGAAGAAAUAAGCACCACCGUGAUAAAUGUGGAUUGCAGUUUAAUUUUUUUGGAGGCUACUGAAUAGAUCAAGACCAUCUUGCACCAGAGAACAAAAAUGUGGGUGCCAUCAUUGGAAUUGUCCCAUUUGUCCAAAAAUGAAAGUUCAUCAGAAUGUUCAUCUGUAUUUAUGUAUUUGCUGUAUCCAGCUCCUACGGCAAACCAUCCAUUCGAACAGUUUACAAUUAAGUACAAAAUUCCAAGGAAAAAUUAAAAUGCAAUAACAUCUGUAAACAUCAUAAUAUAUAACAACAUGAAGUCAGUAAAUGGAGGCAAGAUGACAAAAUAACAAUUCUUUAUCAUAAACAAUCCCAGCCUAAACAUUCCUUGUUGUAAGGUUAAAACGUUGGGGUUUCCAUGUACGUUGCUUUUUGCUCUUUAAGUGUAAAAAUAAGAAGUCUUGUAAACAGAAAUGAGCUAGCCCAGGGUUUCUCAAGCAUGGGUCCUCAGAUGUGAUCAGACAAGAAGGCUGUUCUCACGAGCAACCUAACCCAGGCUAGGACAGCCUAGCCUGGGUUAGGCUGCUUGUGUGGCACGCUGGGAUUGCUCCUGAUUCCGGUGCUUCUGCCCUGCCUAACCCAAAUUUUAACCCUGGCAUUCGGGUCAUGCGUAUGAUUGGGCUGCACACAGCCCUAACAUACACAGUUGGGUGCCUAAAGUGCCCAACUCACGGGGGAUUGUCCCAAUGCACGGUGCUUGUCGUGCAGUACAUUGUGGGAUAUCCGGAGGCCAGGAAGCAUUGUCCCAGCCUCCAGAGAUCUGCACCACUUGGAGCAGUGCAGAUUGUGUGGGCACAUGAUCCACAGAUCCCAUCAAUGGACAUCAAUCAUCUGGGGAUGAGGUAGGUCCAUUCCUGCCUUCUCCCCCACCCCUCUGCGCUCGCUGCCCUGGGGGCCAUCGUGUGCAUAGUCCUUACCACUCCCAAGGCCAUUGUGACUGGAGAUGAUGGGAGUUGUAGUCUGACAAGACUGCAACUCCCAUUAUCUCUGCCACAGUGGUCAUGGGAGUUUUCUGAUAACAUCUGGGGACCCAAGCUUGAGAAACCCCAAGUUAGUCUUUACAGUGCCACAAUAAUUUUUGUUGUUUAAACCAGCUAUCCCUCUGGGACAUAUAAAUGUAUUAUACAUACAUACAUACAUACAUACAUACAUACAUACAUACAUACAUACAUACAUGCCUUCUGAAAGGCAGCAGGACACCAAAUAAACCUGCUUGUGCAGAAAGUUCAAGAAUUGGGAUGCCGUCAUCGAUAAGGCUCUGCAUCUUGUUGACAACCUGCUGUAAUCUGCAUCGCAAGGACACUCGUAAAAGAGCCCCUUUUUAGUUUAACUUUAUGAAUUUGGUAUGGUUUUCAUAAAGCUACAGUCCCCUCCUCCAGUUGUUCCCGAUUUGAAUGUAGGAACUUGUAUGGUAGUAAUUUCCCAACUCUCACUUGUUGAGUAUUUAAACAUUUGCUUUGUGGUAAUGAUUUUUAGACCCAGCAUUUGACUGUUCCACAUGCUUCUAAUUGCUUUUAUUUCAGUAAGAUAUUAUUUUGGGUACCUAACUAAUAAAGUUAUGUUAUCUGUA
Molecule: messenger RNA, 10453 nt
Organism: Hemicordylus capensis (graceful crag lizard)
Lineage: Eukaryota; Metazoa; Chordata; Lepidosauria; Squamata; Cordylidae
Exons: 24
Coding region: 529-8856 (2775 amino acids)
Cellular component (GO): nucleus
Source: RefSeq, a predicted model, not a curated record